Molecule: messenger RNA, 5877 nt
Organism: Trypanosoma rangeli
Lineage: Eukaryota; Euglenozoa; Kinetoplastea; Trypanosomatida; Trypanosomatidae
Exons: 1
Coding region: 1-5877 (1958 amino acids)
Source: RefSeq, a predicted model, not a curated record
AUGGAGGGCCAGAAACAGGAGUGGAGUAGCACCCAUGCCCAGUUAUGGACCUCUUUCAAGAGGUCACAAAGGAGGAGUGACUCGGUUGAACCCAAUUCUAAUGUUAGUAUAGAAACAGUGACACCUGUGAGCUCCGUCUUUGAGCAACACCCUAUGACCGGGGAUGGUGUGGCUUCAGCUAUACUGCAUGAGGUCACGAACCGAACACGUCGUGAUGAACCAGUUUUUUCGGAGAAGCUAGGGGAUCGUAUUAUUGGGCUUAUCGAAGAUGGCAGGACAGACACCCUCGUUCGUGAGUUAUUAACCGCCAUUAUUCAUUUAAAGAAUCGCGUUGAGAAGGUGAAUAAUGAGGCUAUUUAUAGACAGGAUUCACUUAUGCAAGUGGCUAACGAAGCACUGUUGCAUUUGAGUGGUCAGAAACACGUUGAUAUUACACCUGAAGAAAUGGUUACUGAAGGCACUGAGGCCCUUGGCGUUAUAGAGAGUCGUUUUUUUGCAGUUCUUAUACAGGUAGAAAAAUGUAAAAAGACAAUAAGGGAAAUUGUGGAGAACAAUGGCUUGGAUAAUACAUUAUCUAGUGGAGCUUCAAUGCGAGAGAUGCUAGAUGCGUUAUCUUCCUCUAAAAGCCUUGCAUCAAAGUUUGAGGGCGUUGAUAACAAAGGCAACGCAACACUUUAUCAGCUAAUGAACAUACUUGGGCUUCCAUCGGGCACUACUUUGGAUCAGGCGCCAAAUUUAACAUUAAAGCUAAUGAAGGAGUUGGAAGCUCUCAGAUUAGAGAAUCACACAAAUUCUAUGCUCCUGCUUCAGUAUGAACGGGCAGUGAUGGCUAAAUUUGCUUCAUGCGGUGUCAUUUCUCCUCCUACAGUGGAACAAGAGAGAACAACUUUGACUUCUAGGGGCGAUUCCUUCUUUACACACGCUGACGACCAAUGGAUUAUGGAUCACCUGAAAAAUUUGGUUUUGGUUCUGAUGGAAGUGAAUAAAAAUCUUCACCUAAACGUGAUUCCCAAUUGGCUUUUGGGAAAACCUACAGAAGCCUCAGCGGAAGCCAUUUUAAAAUACAUGCGUACUGCUAUAGAUGGCGCCAGAGAAAUGUUACUUAUUUUAACAGGAGAUAUACUGGAAGCGAGGCAGUCCCUUCUCAAAAUGACACAAGCUUUGAGUAGUGAUAGACGUAGUAGUAAUGAUCCAAACUGGACAGCUAUGAAGGAGAAGUCUUUUCUGCAGAUUCUGCAUGGGUUGGAGUGCAUUGUUGCGGCUCAAGCUGAAAGAGAAGAUGUGGCAAAAGCUUUUUUGGAGACGUCCCAUGAGGAGACAUUGAAGGCGAUGAUGAGAAUUGCGCGCUGGUUGCCGGAAAAGGAACAAAUACAAACCAUGGAAACACUGAAUGAUGUGGACCGUUUAACGGAUUACAUGGAGGAUGCGGUGAGGUCGCUGGUCGUGGCAUCCACUGCUCAGGACCCAAUGCUUUUGCGGGUGGAAAAAUUAGCCUCCCAGAUUGCACGUUUAACGGAUCCAGUAGAUGGAGCGGCGGGGCCCAAUAUCCUCGAUCAAGCUGCCGCCGCGUCACUUGUGGACGCAGCAGAGGAACUGCGAAGGUGGGCAGCGGAAAAAUCUGGGGCAAGUAGAAGAACAGAAGAUGCCAUCAUUCAAGAAAGCCUACAUGAGCUUGCGCAACUCCUGCCGACUGGUUUACCUCCUACUUGUUCGGUGGGAGACGUUCGAAUUGAUCCUCCGGUGCACAAUAUUCUUGAUAUGGUACACUUGCUGAAGCGAAGACUUGAACAGUGGAUUCAGGAACAGCAAAAACAGCAGCUUUCCGGGGCACACAGUCGUUUAGAAAAAACCCGAGUGGGGGAGGUUGUACGGGAGCGCAGCAAUCAACUUGUGAGGAUUACGAAGGAGAUACUACUGAGUUCGGGAACCUCAAGUGACGUGGAAGGGAUACUCGGCGCAAUUUCAGCAGACGCCUUGGAGGGCCCCGGGGCAGCGUCUAACGGUGGCGCUAGCGGCGGUGGGGCGGGAGGCGCAAUUUCCUCCGUGGUCGCCAUGUUUGAUGACCUUGAGGAGCGCUUGAAACUCGUCAAGCUCCGCCAUCAUCGCCUGUCUCAGGCACACGCGGCCGAUAGGGUUCGUCUGGACAACUUGAUUCAGUCGAGCACCACGCACACGAGACGGUUUUCGCGUAUUUGUUCCUCUGUAGGGUCCAUUUGCCGUUUGGUGGGCCUCGAACACGUUGCCGUUCGGCUUGAGCAGGAGCCCAAGGCGGAAGCAGCGUCAUUGUCGUCGUCUCAGUUCGUGCUCCGUCCUGGGCAGCGAAAGACACACAUUGUCCAGCCUCUCAGUGACGCUGACAUUCUUGAGACGUUAAACCUCAUCGAGGAGCUUCUGAAAGACAACACGGCAAUAACAGAAGCCGCACAACAGAAGUCCGAGUUACUUCGCUUGAAGCAGGCGGAGGAGCAGUGGCAGGAGGAAGCUGGCACAUUCCGUCAGGCGAUGAAAAUGAUUCUACUGCGACUGGCGGAAGCGGGAAGACGCGUUAAGUCUGCCCUCUUCAUGUUGGGAACGGAUGAAUCGGCGGAGGAUGAGGUGGUGGAAAGUGUCAUACGUGAACAGCGGCGAAGCUCUGACGUCGAAGCGGGGGCAAACCAUCUUGACGGCGCGCAAGGACAACAACAACAGCAGCAACAACAGCGCGAACUGCGACAGCAAGAGGCCAGCGAGGAGUCACUGGCGUUGUUGUUGCAGAAGUUUGGUCGCUGGGCAACACGCCUGCAGGAGGCAAUGGAGGACCACCUGUACACGCAGCAAAAGUUGAGUAAUUAUUUUGCCGAUGUGCACUGCUUUUUCUGCUCAACCACGCACGCCGCGGUGGUACAAAACGCGACUGAUGAGAAUCUUAUAGAUAUUGACACUACGCUGAUGCAGUUUGCUGAUGGCAUUUUACCAGUGCUUGAUCGCGUCAUUGCUGACGCAAAGUCCACCUCAGGCAACACCAACACUGCUGAAAAAGGAGGAGGCGGAGGAGGGGGGGAAGAUGGAGUGCGUGCCAAGGCUUUGACCACGCUGCUGCGGGACGCUCCAAUAAACUGCGUGUCACCGACGAAUCACCGCCUGAUGCGUCUCUACGAGUCUGUGGGGAAGCUCCGCACCAUAGUGGAUGGUCUGUUGAGUGUGCGAUACUUGUCGAUUCCGUCGGCACGCCACCGACGCAGCGGUGGUGGCGCGGAUGAACUGAAGUUUGAUGAUGCGUGGGGUGACACCUACGUGGAGCUGGAUGUCGGAAAACUUAAGGGCACCGCCACGACGGAGGCAGGGAGUAGGGACGCGCCGACGGUAAGCGACGAUGCGCUCUUCCGCACGGUGGAGGCGAACAUUCGAAGCGUCCAUCAGGCGCUUGGCAAGUUUAGCACCAACUAUAAGCUCGCCGUCAUCUUGGUGCAGAGGGACACCGAUAUGAUGCAGCAGUUUAUCGCCGCCAUGCUGGAGCCGUACUCGGAGCUUGACGUGGACCGCGUUUUUAAGCAGGACCCCGUGGUACUGAAGGAGAUGUGUACGCUGCUCACCGAGCGCACCACGCGCCAGCGUGGCUGCUACUUCUUUAACCGUGUUGGAGGUGAAGGCCCCUGCUUGUGGGCGACGGCGUUGGAGCAGUUGAGCCUGGGUUUUGUUGGGAUUCUCGAGAAGCUGCGAAAGCGCACGCAACUGGCGAUGGAGCUGCGAGACAUUGUCGACGAUGUUGUUGAUCUUUGUGCCACCUACGUAAACUGGUUGGAGGUGAGCGGGGAAGGGGAAGCCGUCGCCGCCCGGCACCCGCUGCCGCCAGAGGUGCUUGGGGCCUGCGUGCGUGAGACCGACGACGCGGACGCGGAGGAGACUCCGGAGCGCUCAGCGCAGCAUCAGCAGCGAGGGAACAUGAAAGUUGCAAAACCACCGCUGCCGCCAAACUCGCCUCAGCCAAAGGUGUCGCACUUCCUGGAGGACGUGACGACUCUGAAGGUCAUUGCUCACAUGUUUCAACUGGUCCAGGAAGUUGCCAAUAGAGGGAAGCGGGAAGAGGGCAGCGGCGAGGACAACGAGAAGGCGGAGGCGGCAAGUAAUGGUGCUGGCGCUGGGGGAUGGGAGGGAGGAGCACGACGCGAUGGCAACUUGCAGCAGCUGGAAGAACAGGUACAGCUGCUGCGGGAGGCGGCGGCGGUGGCGGAGCAGCGCGCCACCUUGACGCUGGAGGAUUGCAAGCGCAUGGAGCAGGAACGAGAUAAGGCGCUCUCUGAGGCCGCCGUCUCGCGGGCGGAGCUUCGACGCUGGAGGCGGAGUUACGGCAUCACCGAGGAUGAGGCGCCACCACCGCCUUCGCAGCAGAAGCAGCAACCACAACAACAACAGCCCCAAUCCCAUCAGCCUCCGCUUGUUUAUCCUGCAGCUUUCACAGGGGAGGAUGUCUCCAUGCUGGCACCAGAGCAGCGUGCGCCGCGUUUCUCGCUGGAGGCUGGUUCCAGCGCCUCCGCUCCUGGCUCCCCUGUGAGGGAGGCUCUGCUGUUUCAGCUGGCGCAGUCGGUGAAGGAGCUCACGGAGGAGCUGCGUGGAGCCUCGCGCCAGGGUAACAUUCCGUCCCACCAAACCACCACAGUGGGAGCCGAUGGUGCGAAGGCGGAGACUUCCCAUGAGGGAUUCCCUCAAGCGCCAAGGAAGCAGCCACACCGCAACACGCCACCGCGCAGCUCGGGACUUGUACGGUCACCAAAGGAUGCCAUCGGCGCCGCUCCAGCGAGCGGGAGUAUAUCCCCGCGAUCCGCGCCCUCGUCGCUGUUGUUGCCAAGCAGACGCGACAACCUCUCGCCCCCGGACAGGGACACUUGGUCGCACACCAUGCAGCAUCAUCAACAGCAGCGAGCCGCACGGCAGGAAUCUGCAUCUGCGCCACGCAACUCUGUUGUUGUGGCGCCGAAGGGCCCAACGUACUCCUCGUUGGCGCAUACCCACUCAAGUGCGGCAUCAGGCGACGCACGUGGGUUUUCGGUGCCCCGGUACCAGCCGAAUCACCACCGUGGAGAAUUCUUCAACGAGUGCGAGGUUUGCUGCCGUCAUCACUGCUCUGACCACCCUGCAAGGAGCGCCGCGGGCAGGUUUGCCCUGGCCUCAUCUCGUGCCCAUUCGCACACCCGUCAACUUGCCACCCCCGUCUCUCGCAGGUCACGUGGAGCGACACCAUCGCCGCGGCAGCUGCAACACAAAGCAGGGAAAGCGACCACGCACCGUAGCCAGCGCGACCACUCCUCCUCUGCGCGACGGCCCGCUCGGCUUUGGACAUCGUCCGCGCGAAGCAUUUCCUCACCGGAUGCGGCGAAAGACGGUGACACACGGUUCGCCUCCGCGCUGCGGGGGGACCUAGCAGCUGCCUCUGCCGCCCAUGGCGAUGAGGAUCCUCACCAUGGAUGUGAUUGCCGUGGAAGACUAGGCCCAACGCGACGCUCGCGCUCUUUGCUGAGCCCAAGCACCUCCACCGUUUUGUCGCCAGAGAGCGCCUCGGAUCCGGCCGAGACCAGGGAUGAUCAAUAUCAACGGCAUCCACCCGGGAACGCCGCCCGCUCCUUGACGGAGAUGCACGGAGGUGAGGCUUCCUCCCAUGGGGCAUCGUUAAAGACGGUGGGACACCACACAGCUCCGAGGACGUCGCCGCAUCGUGCGCGGGAGAACAAGGCCACCUGGAUCACCGCUCCCAGUGCAGAGCGGCCAACACGGCGGCCCAACUCUUCCGCUUCUAAGCCUGGGACGAGGACUCCCCACAGCGUCAACUUGCGCUCGGAUGCUGUGAGAAAAUUGGCGGAUAUUGUUGCCAGAACAAAGCUCUCCGGCAAGGAGGAGUUAUAG